Spea bombifrons (plains spadefoot toad) is the source of this 929-nucleotide messenger RNA. Its product is annotated as transcription factor ETV6-like. Gene Ontology annotation, molecular function: sequence-specific DNA binding. The transcript has 5 exons. NCBI's taxonomy places the organism in Eukaryota, Metazoa, Chordata, Amphibia, Anura, Pelobatidae. The record is from RefSeq and is a predicted model, not a curated record. The coding region runs from base 279 to 929 and encodes 216 amino acids.
CCUUCCCUGCUUUUAUCUCUGCAGUUUUAAUGUUACUUUCACUUUCCAUAAACUGUAAUUCUCUGGUUUCGGUCUUUAGACACAUUUGCUUUCGGUUCAUGUAGCAAAGCCAGAUGGUGUUUACUUAGGCUGUCAUCUGAAAUGCUUUUCCACUUUGGGCUGGAAGAUUGGGAAAACAAUAAUCCAGAGACAUUCAGGAAGUGAUCAUCAAAGUUUGGCAAGAGUAGUAGGAGUCAUCCCCCUGCUGCUAUUGGACAAUAUUUAACCGAGCACUGGAUAUGAUAAAAACAAACUACUUGGAUUUCAGCAACAAACAACAAGCAACUUCUGUAAUAAUGUCAGCGACUGAUAACCCUGAGGAAACUCCUAAGAAAGAGGACAGGUUAACUGUGGGAUACUUGACAAAACCUGCAACAUUUUCAUUGCUACAAGAUCCCUCUUUCGCCAGUAGGACACCUGGUUUCUUUAUUGAAGAAGUGAUUUUUAGAGUACCUGGAAGCCUUAGAAUUCAUCCAUCCCUGUGGAGCAAAGAAGAUGUUAUUCAGUGGCUACGAUGGGCAGAAGAGGAAUAUUCACUGAGAAGGACAGAUGACAGCAAGUUCAUCAUGAAUGGCAGAGGGUUAUGCGUUCUUACAAAGGAAGACUUUAAGAAGCGUUCUCCAAGUUCAGGUGAUGUUUUGUAUGAGUUGCUAACAUGUAUUAAGUCUCACAGAAGAGCAUUCAGAAGCCAUCCAUUUAUCAAACAGUCAAUAAGAAAAAUCAACCAUCACCAACUGGAUACCUCCCCCAACAAAACAACAGUGAUUCCAAGAAGCUAUGUAGCAUGCUGUUCCUAUGAACAAACAUCUAUUAUGGACAGGAAGCUUUAUCAAGAUGGACCUCUUAACUUAUCUUACAGGACACAAAGAGAAUAUGAUAAAAAAGACUGA